ACCGGCAGCCGCCGCCGCCGCCGCCGCCAACGCCUGCGACUCGUCGUCGCGCGGGACCACGUGACCGUCCGACUGCACGGAACUUCAAGUCGUUGGAUCAAGUCGCUCGUCUCGUCGAUCACCUCGACAGAAUGAUCGCCCUGCUCGCACGAAUUGGCAGCCCUACGGCUGGUUUGCGCAGAAAUUUCAAUUGCUGGACAGCGGCGAUUACAAAGAAGCAUAGACCGGUGUAUGAACAGACGUAUCCAACGACUCUCGUCUUUUCCGAUGGGAGUAGCAUAGAGAUAGAGUAUCACGAGCCGCGGAAAAUAAUAGUUCUGCCGUUGAAUCUCGCGGAGCUCACGGAGGCCGAGCGGCACAGGAGAGUUGAAAUGCGCAAGCCGAAAACUCGAAUAGUCAUAACCGAGGAAAUCGAGGACAGCUUCGACGAGAACAGGUAUCUCAACCUCAACAAGUGAUCAUGUGUCUCAGCGUUUCUCAAAUUCCUAUUUUAUGUUAUGUGUUUAUGAAGAUGUAUGUACCAAAAACUCAAGGUAUCCGUGUAAGGAUCUUAUUUUUUGUUUAGUGCAACGCUAAAAUAAUUAUAUAUACAUUUUCUUGGUAGUACGAGAAUAAUUGUAAAUACUGUUACUCUAAACCUUUGCGAGAUAUAUUCACGUAUAUCGAAACUUAGCGAAUAGGUGGUCUAAUCACGUGUGUAAUUAUUGAAUGAUACUGUGAAUUGUACUUAUAAUAAGAUAUGAAGUGCUGUAUGAAUAUUGCGCAAUAUGGGCACUGUUCUGUAAACACAGGAUAUGUUUCUUAUCUUUAUAUAAUAGCUAAAUACGAGUUUUAAAAAAUACAAUUCUAUACAACAGA
Molecule: messenger RNA, 858 nt
Organism: Monomorium pharaonis (pharaoh ant)
Lineage: Eukaryota; Metazoa; Arthropoda; Insecta; Hymenoptera; Formicidae
Gene: mRpL55
Product: 39S ribosomal protein L55, mitochondrial
Exons: 2
Coding region: 132-458 (108 amino acids)
Biological process (GO): translation
Cellular component (GO): mitochondrial large ribosomal subunit
Molecular function (GO): structural constituent of ribosome
Source: RefSeq, a predicted model, not a curated record